Messenger RNA from Fusarium tjaetaba, 1596 nucleotides. RefSeq lists its product as uncharacterized. Bases 1 to 1596 code for a protein of 531 amino acids. NCBI's taxonomy places the organism in Eukaryota, Fungi, Ascomycota, Sordariomycetes, Hypocreales, Nectriaceae. Gene Ontology annotation, molecular function: oxidoreductase activity. The record is from RefSeq and is a predicted model, not a curated record. The transcript is spliced from 3 exons.
AUGAGCUCCUCGACUGAUCGCUUCCGCAGGAAAAGGGUCGCCAUUGUCGGCAGCGGCUCUGCUGGAAUAGGUGCUCUGUGGGCCUUGAACAAGACGUAUCAUGAUGUCUACGUCUACGAAGCCUCUGACAGGUUUGGAGGUCAUACAAACACUGUCAAUUUCAAAAAGGGAAAGUUUUCAACAAAGGUCGACACAGGUUUCCAUGUUUUAAACGCCACCACCUACCCUCACCGAAGCUUCUCUCUCUUAGCCAACUUUACCAAGUUCUUGGAAAAGAUCAACAUCAAGACAACGCCUACAGACCUAACAUUCAGUCUAUCCCGAGAUCGCGGCGCUUUCGAAUGGUCAGGUUCCAGUCCGUUCUCAUUAUUUUGUCAACGGAGAAAUUUACUCUCACCGCGAAUGUGGCGAAUGCUUUUCGACAUCUUCCGUUUCAACCAAUUCGCAUUGGAUAUCUUGAGCGAUGACGAUGAUGACAUAGCAAGCAUUGAAGUUUUGAAUAAAGCGACAAACUGCACCUGCACAGACAUCACAAUUGGCCAAUACCUGGAGCUUGAAGGCUACUCAAAUGCCUUUAGAGACGAUUAUCUGCUUCCUUUGGCGGCAUCAAUAUGGAGUACAAGUCCUGACAGGUGCUCACUUGAAUUCCCCGCAGCGACAUUCGUGCGCUUCCUUUGGAAUCAUCAUUUACUAAACACAAUAAGAGCUCGCCCUCAAUGGAUGACAAUAGAGGGCGGUUCUAAGUCAUAUGUCGAUGCCGUCAUGAAGGGAUUCCCUCCCAAUCAUCUUUUCCUCAAGACACCAGUCAGGCAUGUUACGACUGAGAGCAACGGUCAAGUUAGGCUGCACCUGGAAAACGGUUCAUCAGCUCUGUACGACCACGUCAUUCUCGCCACACAUGGUGAUGAGGCAUACGAUAUCAUCAAGUCAUCCGCCAGUGAGCAAGAGCGCUCCAUCAUGUCCAGCUUCAAGACAUCGCAGAAUGAAGUCGUUCUUCACUCCGAUCUCGAUAUGAUGCCUCGCCGUAAGAAGGCCUGGGCCAGCUGGAAUUAUCUUGCAGUGUCAUCACCAUCUUCACGAAAGGGAAACAUCAACCAGGUUUCACUCACUUACAACAUGAACAUCCUUCAGCACAUUCCUCGAAACACAUUCGGCGACGUCUUCGUCACUUUGAACCCGCUUCAAAGGCCAAAGCCUGCGCAAACCCAGGGACGUUAUUACUACUCACAACCUAUAUACACCUCAUCCGCCGUUCGAGCACAGAAGCUUCUAAAACAUAUCCAAAACACUCGCGGUAUUAGUUAUGCCGGCGCGUGGACCAAGUACGGUCUCCACGAGGAUGGUUUCAGCAGUGGGCUUGAAGUGGCCCAAGAACACUUGGGCGCGAAGCUUCCAUUCGAGUUUACCGAUUCAACAUAUAGCCGAGGCAAGGUACCAAGUCUAAGCCUCAUCGACCACCUGCUGCGCUUGAUCAUCCUGGUGAUUCAGGUUUUUGUGGUUCAGAUCCUUGAGCGACUGGUCGGGAGCAGUCCUUCUCCACGUCAACGGCUUGUGAAUGGUAACAGGGUGAGAUUUACAAACGGAAAGCAUCGAUAA